Molecule: messenger RNA, 873 nt
Organism: Batrachochytrium dendrobatidis JAM81
Lineage: Eukaryota; Fungi; Chytridiomycota; Chytridiomycetes; Rhizophydiales
Exons: 5
Biological process (GO): zinc ion import into Golgi lumen; intracellular zinc ion homeostasis
Cellular component (GO): Golgi apparatus; membrane; cytoplasmic vesicle
Molecular function (GO): zinc ion transmembrane transporter activity
Source: RefSeq, a predicted model, not a curated record
CUGCGGUAUGUCCGCUCUAUUCUUCAGAACAAGGAUACUCGCAAGGUCUUCUUUUUCUUGUUGUUGAAUCUUACAUUCACCUUGAUAGAGUUUCUUUAUGGAUUUAUUACAAACUCUCUUGGAUUAACUGCUGAUGCUGUACAUAUGCUAUUCGAUUCGACCGCCAUUAUAUGUUCAUUGAUUGCAUCAGUUAUUACCAAACGAGAGGCUACAAAUCAUUAUACAUAUGGAUUUGGCCGAGUAGAGACCAUGACUGGAUUCGUCAAUGCUCUCUUGCUUGUAUUUGCAUCAUUCCAUAUAAUCUGGGAAGCUAUCGAGAGAUUUUAUCAGCCAGAGAUUAAGGAGGCCCAGUCGUUGCUUGUGGUGUCGAUUUUAGGAUUUUUGGUCAAUCUAGUUGGCAUCUUUGCAUUUGAUCACGGAGGUGUCCUGGGAAGUCAUCAUGGACAUGAUCAUGGUGGUUGCAUGUUUUUGCAUGUGCUUUCAGAUACUCUUGGAUCAGUUGGCGUCAUUGUGUCUACUCUUUUGAUCUUGAUGUUUGGCUGGACAUGGACAGACCCCCUUUGCUCCAUCUUUAUUGCUAUCCUGACAAUAUUUACCACCUGGCCGUUGUUGAAAUCAGCCGGAAACACGCUACUUCAACGUAUACCGCCUCAUAUCGACUUGCUUUUAUCAGAGGCUGAAUCUCGCAUUCUCUCCAUUCCGGGUGUUGCCUCGACAUCUCCUCCCCAUUUGUGGGAACUCAAUCAAGGCAACAUUGUUUCUUCGAUUAAAGUCAUGGCGCGUCCUGGUGCGGAUGAAGGGAAAAUACGGCUAGAAGUUGCAGCGGUGCACAAGGAACUGUUUGGAGUGAGAAACUGUACUAUUCAGGUGGAU